Messenger RNA from Anopheles marshallii, 654 nucleotides. RefSeq names its product otoferlin-like. Lineage: Eukaryota; Metazoa; Arthropoda; Insecta; Diptera; Culicidae. The transcript is spliced from 4 exons. Gene Ontology annotation, biological process: plasma membrane organization. Bases 1 to 654 code for a protein of 217 amino acids. The record is from RefSeq and is a predicted model, not a curated record.
AUGGAGAAUCUACUAGAGGAAAAUGCGCAGUGUUUGCAAAAUAAUAAGCAAGAUUUUCUUGUAUCAGCUGCCGUUUACAAAGCGCGCCAUCUACAGGAAUUCAACUGUGACACUUUCGUAAUGGUAUCCUGCGAUGGGAAGUACAAACGCACAAGAAUUGCCUAUCGCACCGAUAAUCCUUAUUUUAAUGAGUAUUUCAGCUUUUCAUUGCAUUGUUCUGAGCGUAAGCUUCGACGCAAGGGUCUACUGUUCGCUUUAUAUCGGUCGUCCGUCUGUACCAGCAUGCAUUCAUGCAUUGGCGAGUGCCACGUGGAUCUGAACACAGUCUGGGAACAGAGAAAUCAUGGAUUUUUCAAAAAAUGGGUCACAUUCGAACCGACCGGUAGAGCUUUAUCGAACGAGCUGCACUGUGGUUAUCUUUUGGUAGAUUUAUCGAUUGCAUCUGCUGUUGGAAUCCCAUCGCCUAUAGUAGUGGCUCACGGGGAGGACUAUGACACAAUCGCAAGGAAUAGACUCCUUCCAGCACCAGAUGCAAACGAAGAACCACAAAGAGUUCGAUGCUGCUUCAACAUCUUUCGUGGAGAGUUCGUUCAUAGUGCUGAAUAUGCUGUUCGAGUUUCUUACGGAGGGUCCAAGGUAAAAACAAAUGUCUAA